GGGUGGAAUUAUUUUCUUCUGCAUUCCAAUCUUUUCACAUUAACGUGAUUUGUUUUCCAAAGUUAAUGGCUUUUGUGGAGCAAGGAGGACAAAGUGGAGAUCUUUUCUCAUGUUGGAGUGCUCGGUUUGUGGUUUUUCUGACUCCCGGUAAGCUUUGCUAGAAAGGAGCAUAAAGUACAUUUCAAGACAUCCUUCCAAGACUCUCAUAUUCUCAAGAAUGCAGGAUUUCAUAUGACAUAAUGUAUUUAUUCCUCCAAUUAUUAUGAAGAACAAAUGUUAAUGCUAGGAGAUUCUCAUCAGAAUCCAGUGCAACCUUACACUGAUUCACUUAAAGAUAUUUUCCAGCAGACAAUGCUCCAGCAGGAGAUUGCAUUUAGAAAUCAGGUCCAUGAACUCCACAGGUUGUAUGGUAUUCAGAAGACCAUAAUGAAGGAUAUUGGUCCCCAGACGCUUGAAACAUAUGGUGCAAGAGCAACUGCACAACCACUGGCAUGGGAGACCGGAUUUCCCUCACAUUCCAUAAACUUGGUUGGCCCUCUCAGGCCAGCAGGCCAGGAAUUGCUUGAAGGGUAUGCAGGCAAUUACUCUGAAUUUAAGCCAAGGCCUAUUGAUCUUCAACUUUCAGCUGAUCAGUAUGUUAGCCAUGUUGACAGUGGAAACACUGCAAAUCACCUAAAAGAAAUUCCAGAUUUGAACUCUCCUUAUCUAGGCGAUGGUUCAGAUUUACCAGAGUUGAGGCUUUCCCCGAAUCUUGAAGUGGAUAACAGGAGAGAGGAAAUUACCAGAACAAAUUCGCUUAACCAGAAAACCAGUUCUUGCUCCCCAGUUGUCAUUGAUUUGGAAGAAUCAGAUGACGUGAUAUCAAUUAUGGAUUCUAAACGUGGGUUUCCUUUUGUUCUUGCCGUUCCUACAAAUUUUGGAGGAAAGCAUGAUUCACAGGUUACUAUCCCAUCUGACCCAUUGAUCUUUGGAGGCAUGAAGAAAGAUGCUUCUCAUGCUGUAGCUGAGAGUAGCUAUUUUUUGCAGGAAAGCAAAUCCUGUCAAGAGCUGAAGUCUUCAACACAAGGACAUAUUGAUUGCCAUGGUAGCAUGCACAACAAUCUGUCCACCAGUAAGCAACCUCAAAUUUCAUGUGAAGUUGGGCAUAUUGACCUUAACAAAGCUCAGUUUGAUGACUCGUCUUGUUUCUCUAAUGAUCCUGUGGUGGCUCACCCAUGCAAGGUCGUAAGACAUUCAACAUAUGAGAAGGCAGAAGAAGCAGAUGAUACAGUAUUUUUAUGUUCUGAUCAAAGCCAAGUUACAGUUGAAGAACGUGGCAGCAAUUCCUUUGAUAAGCAUUCCAGCAUUGCUGAUAAUGAUUCAAGCAGUGGAAAGAUUAUGCAAUCAUCCGGGAAUCCAACCCAUCCAGCUUCUGAUCAGUUUUCAGGAACCAAUGUAGGAGCAGAAGCCCUAGAAAAUAUCAUGGGUGAGCAGGACCAAAGAUCUUCAGGAAGAAGUGAACUGAAAGCUGAUUUCAACAAGAAAGAAGAAUUGCAUGAAGUGAAUGUUCUGAUGGAACAAGCAGCUCAAUCGCUCAUCCAAAUCUCCAUGGAGAAUUCAGCUUGCAAUCAAAAUCUCUCAACAAAGGCUGGGUCCAAUGAGAUGGAGAAUGAGGAGCAACCACAAUGUUCUUCUGACUCUUAUGAGCUAAUUGCUCUGAAGUUAACUGAAAGCAGUGUGGAUGACUAUUCUGUUUCAUCAAAGCCUUCUGAAGUCAGCGAUUCUGAGAGAAAAGAUUAUAGUUUCAAGUUGAGAAGAGGACGGAGAUUGAAGGACUUUCAACGGGACAUACUUCCUGGUCUUUCAUCUCUUUCUCGACAAGAAAUUCGUGAAGACAUAAAUAUCCUGGAGGCAGUUCUAAGAUCAAGAGAGUACAAGAAAAUGAGAUCAAAUAUGGCAAAUGCAGAAACUUGGUCUGCACCACUAAGAAGCAGGAGAUCGAAAGUGAGUUACGGUGGAAGAAGAAAGUCUAGAUGAUAUGGCAGCUCCAGAAUUGGUUUCCAAUUCCGUACAUUUUUAACUACAAAUAUUCACUGAUUUUAGAAACAUUUACCUUACAUUUUGAGAUGAUUCUAUCUGUUUUUCUCAUCUCUAUUUAUGUUCUCAAAGUUUGACAAAUGUCUAAUAUGGUU
Molecule: messenger RNA, 2171 nt
Organism: Rubroshorea leprosula
Lineage: Eukaryota; Viridiplantae; Streptophyta; Magnoliopsida; Malvales; Dipterocarpaceae
Source: the annotation of a GenBank genome assembly